GCCACGACGUUCCCGUGCCAGCGUACAGGUCCGGAGAACAGCUGACGGCACCAUGAUCUCGGUCCUGCUCCUCGCUGCUCUCGUGGGUCACGUGACAGGUCACGGCCGCCUGAUGGACCCGCCGGCCAGGAACGCCAUGUGGCGCUUCGGCUUCCCCAACCCGGUCAACUACAACGACAACGAGCUCUACUGCGGCGGCUUUAUCGUGCAGUACCAGCACAACCAGGGCAAAUGCGGUGUGUGUGGGGACAACUACGCCCUGCCCGUGCCGCGACCUCACGAGGCCGGGGGCACCUUCGCGCAGGGCGUGAUCGCUAAACGCUACGCACCUGGUCAGCUGGUCGACAUCGAGGUGGAGCUGACUGCCAACCACAUGGGCAACUUCGUCAUCCGCCUGUGCCCACACAACAACGACAAAACGACGAUCACGCAGGAGUGCCUCAACAAACACGUGCUGAAGGUGGCGGGCACCGACUCGAUCCGCUUCAUCAUUCCGGAGGACUCGGGCAAGGCGGGCAUCUUCCGCUGGAAGGUGGAGCUGCCGCCCUACUUGACGUGCACCCAGUGCGUCAUGCAGUGGACCUACUACGCCGGCAACACCUGGGGCACCUGCUCGGACGGCACGCUGGCUGUCGGCUGCGGCCCGCAGGAGACAUUCAUCAACUGCGCCGACAUCGCCAUCAUAUCCAACACCGGCUACUUUGGGCCCGUAGAUAACAGCCUGCGCAUCCACCUGCCCUACACCAAGGCGGACGCGGCCCGGGUGGUGAGCGCCACCGACGCGCACCGCACCGAGCCGAGCGCGCCCGCUUUCCGGCCCCAAGUGUGCAUCCCACACGGCCGGUUCGCCGAGCAGGAGGGCGCCGACGAGCACUGCCUGCAGUGUCUCGCCGAGCCGGACGCCUGUGAGGACGACAAGUGCAUGUGCAUAACCGAGUGCGAGGCGAGAGGAGAAUUCGCCAAGAGGCCUCAGGCCGAUCUCUACUGCCACGAGAACUGCCUGGGCUACCCCAGCCACUGUCCGGAGGACCGCUGCCGCUGUUACUGAUCAAGGUGCGGCCAGCGGCGCCACGCGGGCAUUAUUGAAACCACUCUGUGAUCGCGUUGAACGCUUCGGCUGCUUACGAAGCACGAGCUUUGGGCGAGAACAAGGACAGACUACACGCAACCACGCACUGAAAACCUCGAAAGUUCAGAGUGAGCAGUGACGUGCACAGAUACACGCACACACACAACACACAUACGCUCACAUUAUAUCCUACUCGAAGCGAAUACCCUAGCAGGAUAUUGUAAAUAAAAUGUGAACAAAUAAGGUGGAUAAAAGAAACAUACUACAUGUGAAUACAAUUCAAAGUAGUUUUAGCGUCGCUACUUUUGUACCGAAUCGCUAGUGAUAACAGUAACCAAAUAAAACAUUACAAAUCUG
Molecule: messenger RNA, 1426 nt
Organism: Pollicipes pollicipes
Lineage: Eukaryota; Metazoa; Arthropoda; Thecostraca; Pollicipedomorpha; Pollicipedidae
Exons: 7
Coding region: 53-1048 (331 amino acids)
Source: RefSeq, a predicted model, not a curated record